Molecule: messenger RNA, 1392 nt
Organism: Lactuca virosa
Lineage: Eukaryota; Viridiplantae; Streptophyta; Magnoliopsida; Asterales; Asteraceae
Source: the annotation of a GenBank genome assembly
AUGAAUGAGGCAGACGAAACCCUAAACGGUGUGGAUUGGCAGUUGACAGUGGAAGAGGUGGCCGAUGAAGGGAGGACGGAAGCGAUCGAUGGAGGAGGGAGGAGAGAGGCAGUGUUAGAGGGUGUUUGGAUAAUGGAUGAAAACAACACUACAAUUGUUGAUUGUGAAACAUCUUUAAAAAUGAAAAAACCAAAAUUUGGGUGGGAUAAUCGUAGCUUCAUGGUGUUUGUUGAUUCGUGCUUGAUUGAACAAAAAAAGGCCAUAAACCCCGUACCUCCUUUGAUAAAGUUGGGUGGGAAAAUAUACAAAAACGCAUUAAGGAGAAAACAGGUUACAGCCUUGAAAAAAAAACAACUAACAAACAAAUGGGAGAACAGGAAAAAAGAGUGGAAGCUUUAUGACCGCUUAAUGAGGCUUGAAACUGGACUCGGUGGGACGAGAAGCCUAGUAGAUGCGUCGCCUGAGUGGUGGGAGGAGAAAAUAAAGCCUCAAUCCAGCAAUUCACAGUCGAAGACGGUUCAGGAUUUGGGAAGUGCAAGGGCCGACCAUUCUGUAUUUUACGAAGACGACGGGACAAUGAACAGUGCAAAGAGAGCGAUUCCGGUGGUGCUCACCGAUCCUCACAACAUGUGCUGCCCAAUCUGUUUCCACCCCUUGUGCUCCCCAAUCUACCAGCGUGGGCAAGGGCACAUAGCAUGCUCCUCUUGCUGCGUCAAAGAAAAGAGAAAAUGUCCUUCGUGCCACUUGCCAAUUGGUUUCACCCGAUGUCAAGCUAUGGAGAAGCUAGUUGAAUCUCUCAGAGUCGACUGCAAAAACAAGUGGGUUGGAUGCAAAGAGACAUUAAUUUACCAUAAGAAAUCCGAGCAUGAAAAGAAAUGUCCCAACACUCCAUGUGUCUGUCCUCUUUCCUCGUGCAAGUUUACCAGUUCCUCCAACAUCAUGUACGGCCAUUUCAGAUUCCACCAUAAAGCUUAUGCUACUUCAUUCACCUACGACAACAUCUUCCUUCUUGGUGUCCAGAGAAACCAGAAGCACAUAAUUCUUCAAGAACAGAAUGAAGGGGUCAUCUUCAUCCUCAACCAUGGCAUUCAUAAACAUGGAAGAGUUUUCGAUGUUGAUUGCGUAGGACCAAGUACAUUUGAUGAUGCUUUUGUGUAUCAGCUGACUGUAAAAUACAACAAGACAGUUUUGUCAAUAGAAUCUAUACCGGAGGUCUACUCAAAGUGGCAGCAACAUGCUCCCUAUAACAACUGUCUGACAAUCCCCUCUGGUUUCUCGGAAGUCUUCUUACAAGUUUGCAUAAAGAAAGCCCAUCCUGUGGUUUAUGUCAUAGUAGCUAGGAAUACUUUAUGGUCUAUAGCAAUGCUUAUAAGAUGGACUAGGGUGCAUUAA